Etheostoma spectabile (orangethroat darter) is the source of this 907-nucleotide messenger RNA. RefSeq names its product CMRF35-like molecule 9. Gene Ontology annotation, cellular component: plasma membrane. Bases 128 to 907 code for a protein of 259 amino acids. The record is from RefSeq and is a predicted model, not a curated record. Gene Ontology annotation, molecular function: transmembrane signaling receptor activity. NCBI's taxonomy places the organism in Eukaryota, Metazoa, Chordata, Actinopteri, Perciformes, Percidae. The transcript is spliced from 5 exons.
GAGAGUAGGAGGGGGGGGGGGCGUGAUGUGUUUGGGGGAGGGCCUCCAUCAUUUAGAGAAGUGACCAGUUCCUGGUUUACCAGUGAAGAAGAAAGAGAGGCAGCGUUAAACCAUCAGAUCCUCCAACAUGAACGUGGGUCAGUCUCUGAUCUGCUUCUUCUUCCUCACACUGCAGGAUGGAAACAUCGGUCUCAUCAAUGCAGAAAUCAUCCAGAGAACAGGAACUGAAGGAGGAGACAUCACAAUUAAAUGCACCUUCAGUAUAUUUGGAAACACAAAAAUCUUCUGUAAGGAUGAAUGUGAAGACGGAGACAUUCUCAUUGAGACAGAAAAGGACACAGAUCACAGAGGCCGAUACAGUAUUGAAUAUAUAAAGAUUUCAACAUUUUCUUAUGUUCUGUAUGUGAGCAUCAGAAACCUGACUCAGUCUGACUCAGGACGGUACAGAUGGGGUUUGGUUAGAUCAUUCUCAUCAUCAUACUGUGAGAUUGAGCUCCGAGUUCCAGAGGCUCCAACCUCUCCUCCCAGACCUUCUCCACCAUCAGUCCCAUCAUCCUCCACACUGAUGACAUCACAGAGUUUCAGCUCCACACCUUCAUCAUCCUCCUCACCUUCAUCAUCCUCCCCUGAAGCCAGCGAGCCUCGAAAGAAACCCCAGCUUCAGCCAGAGAACUCUGCUGUAUGUGGUUCUGCCUCUGGUCCUCCUGGUCCUCAUAUUAUCAGCAGCUUUGCUGAUUUUCUGCAGGAAGAGAGACAAGAAACCCAAAGGAGACGUUUCCAAAGAGGAGACUCAUCUACAGCAACAGAGACAGAAGAGACGAGGUCCAUUCUUGGAGACUCUGUAACCACAGUCAGUAUGAAGGACCAGAGGUUCACAGGGACCGUCCACACCGUCCAGACAGCAUGA